Molecule: messenger RNA, 2360 nt
Organism: Neoarius graeffei (lesser salmon catfish)
Lineage: Eukaryota; Metazoa; Chordata; Actinopteri; Siluriformes; Ariidae
Gene: gpa33a
Product: glycoprotein A33 (transmembrane), paralog a
Exons: 8
Coding region: 411-1742 (443 amino acids)
Cellular component (GO): plasma membrane
Source: RefSeq, a predicted model, not a curated record
CGCUGGUUCUCAUUUCAGGUGGAAAUAGAAGCGCGCGCUCACCUUAAACAGCUUACACUUUGUGUUUGUUUGUUUUUUCCCCUCCAGAGAAGGAGCUAGUUUCAUUUUAAUGCAGAUAUGAAUUUCAUGAUUUAUUUGCUUUUUGCGGGGACCAUUCCAACCCACCAGACAACUCUCCCCUAUCGCAAGAUGGCUGCCAGUCAGGCAGAACAUAGGUUGGCAUGCGAAGCCAGCUAACCACAUCUUUUCAAACUGCUGCUGCUCAUACAACAUCAGGGGAGUGUUUAUUAUAUGCUAGUGCAGUAAUGCACUUCAAAGAAAGCACUAUCUGUCCACUUCCGCACACGUAAAUUCACAGACAUCCAGGAUUGGCUAGUGUCACUCUAAUUGACAGGGGAAAUCUUGAGAGCAUGGCCAAUUUUGCUCUCUUGGACUCCAGGAAACAGAUGGCUGUGUCAUCAUCAAGAUUCGAACUCCAGAUGAUGGUGCAAAUGGUUUUCUUUUUGAUUCACCUGGCUUCAUCUUUAACUGUUGACAUCCCAAAGGGCUCUUAUGAUUUUGCUCGUGGUGACUCUGCAGUUAUACCAUGCAAGUUCCUGACCAAGAUAACUGGCAAACCAGUCAUAAUCCUAUGGACUGCAGAGCCAGAUAAUCCUGAUGAUCCUGCUAUUGACAUCCUCACAUAUUACGACUUUGCAGAUGGAAAAACUGAACUGGACAUCAGUUCAGAAUACGAGGGCCGAGCUUCACUUAAGUCAGACAUUGGCAAAGGAUGGGCAAACUUGACAAUGGCAUCUCUUGUAUCAAAGGACAGCAGAGACUAUGAGUGUGAAGUUAGAAUUCCUGGUGACAGCGAAGGACAAUUAUCAGAUGUCACUCAGGUUGUGGUUUUGGUGGCUCCAUCCAAACCCAUCUGCGCUAUUGAGGGCAAAGCAGAGUAUUACCAGGACAUCAAACUGACAUGUCAUUCAAAGGAGGGCACACCAGCGCCAACAUACGUGUGGCAAAGCUAUGAUGUCAGUAAUAAUUCCCGACCAAAUCCACCCAAAUCCACUGAUGUGAAUGGGAUUCUGUCACUUUACAAUAUUUCCAAGGAAACCAGUGGUUAUUAUAAAUGCACAUCUUCCAAUAAAAUUCGCAGUGAAACCUGUGAGCUGACUUUGAGCGUCAUGCCAUUCUCCAUGAACAUUGGAUCUACAGCAGCAAUAAUUGGAGGUGGUGUAGCUGGUCUCUUCCUCCUGGUUCUCAUUAUCUGCUGCUGCUGCCGCCGCUACCGCCGAAAAAAGGAGGCUGAGGAAUACGCCCUAAAGGCUCCAGUGAAUGAGGAGUACACAGAUAAAGAACCACAGGAGCUUGAAGUACUCCAUGACGAACGUACCGAGAGCAAAGCCAACAGAAGUGAACGUGAAGAACGCAGUGAUCGCUAUGACGAUCGGCAGGGACGGCCAGAUAACCGUCAGCAUGAUUCUGAUCGCUACGAUGACCGGCGUAGCGACCGCUAUGAUGACAGACGAAGUGACUAUGAUGACAGACGAAGUGAUUAUGACGACAGACGAAGUGACCGAUACGACGAUCGCCGAAGUGACUAUGAUGACAGACGAAGUGAUUAUGAUGAUCGCCGAAGUGAUCGCUAUGACGACCGUCGCCGAGACCGUUAUGACGAUCGCCGAGACCGUUAUGACGAUCGCCGAGACCGUUAUGACGAUCGCCGAGACCGUUAUGACGAUCGCCGAGACCGUUAAGACCACCUUGAUGAUCAUUAUGAUGACUGCAGUAGAGCUCCAAAUGUUCCUGCUGCUAAACCUACUGGAGGCUACAUAGGCCUGCAAGAUCUGCUUUUUAAGUAUGCUUUUAAACUCCGAGUUUACCUGAAAUUGCCAAAAGGAGUUAAUUUUUUUUUUAUAAAGAGUUGUGAAAUACACGGUGUGGCUAACAUUCAAGCAUUUAUUUGUGUGGUAGUGAUUAAAUAUUUUAUAAAUUGUGUAGUCUUUGUGGGGCUUUUGGGUAGCGGGUAACUAUUAUGGAAUCUAUACAGCAAAAUAUUUGUGUUACUGUGGUAAUAAUGACCAGGGCCUUAAAUGGCUCUAAAAAUGAUAAAGCACCAUGACAAAAAAAGGUUCAUUAAGUUGUCUAAGACCACCUAAGCAAUUGGGGUCAAAUAAGGUUUAAAACCAACAAAAAGUUCAAUCAUCACAUCCUUACCGUGGGUUCUCAGGACCACAGAUGCUUUUGGGUCAAAAAAAAACCCUGGUCAUUAUUCUGUUCUGUAACACCUGAUUUUUGUGUUUUAGGGUUUUAGUUAUCACUCAGAUGUUGUAAUGUAUCAAUUUCUUUUAAAAUAAAGAUGUACACAUUAGAAA